Molecule: messenger RNA, 360 nt
Organism: Papaver somniferum (opium poppy)
Lineage: Eukaryota; Viridiplantae; Streptophyta; Magnoliopsida; Ranunculales; Papaveraceae
Product: iron-sulfur cluster assembly protein 1-like
Exons: 1
Coding region: 1-360 (119 amino acids)
Biological process (GO): iron-sulfur cluster assembly; intracellular iron ion homeostasis
Cellular component (GO): mitochondrial matrix; cytoplasm
Molecular function (GO): ferrous iron binding; 2 iron, 2 sulfur cluster binding
Source: RefSeq, a predicted model, not a curated record
AUGUUGAGGUAUGGUUGUAAUGGAAUUUUGGGGUUAGGGAAAAGAACACCCCGAACCGGAACACGAGGUGUGUUGGUAAGAUUAUACCAUGAAAGAAUUGUGGAUCAUUACAAUAGCCCACGGAACGUUGAAUCUUUUGAUGAAAAUGAUCCUACAAUAGCUUCUUUAUCGGUAGCUACUGAAUGGAUCAAGGGAAGGCAGGAAGAGGAAGUCUUAACCAACAAAAACACUGAAAUAGUGAAUAAUCCUUCACUCACUGCAGAGGAUGUAAUCAGGGUUGCAUUGAAAGAUUUUAAAGCAAAGCAAGUCAAGGCUGGAAUCAGUGCCAAUGCUAAGGAGAACGAGGCUGCUCAUGCGUGA